Molecule: messenger RNA, 2588 nt
Organism: Hippocampus zosterae (dwarf seahorse)
Lineage: Eukaryota; Metazoa; Chordata; Actinopteri; Syngnathiformes; Syngnathidae
Gene: fbxo43
Product: F-box protein 43
Exons: 6
Coding region: 206-2275 (689 amino acids)
Biological process (GO): regulation of mitotic nuclear division; negative regulation of meiotic nuclear division
Cellular component (GO): nucleus
Molecular function (GO): protein binding
Source: RefSeq, a predicted model, not a curated record
UGACCUGGAGGCGGAAACACGUCAUACGAAACGCAUCGGGCUCCAAAUUUGAAAACGUAGCAAGUUUGAACGCAAGUUGCAAUGUUUGCCAAAAUGUACUUGGCUGCAGCCAGGGCACGUGGUACCAACUGACGUCCGAACUAGCCCGGCCGUGGUACCUUUGUGGUAUUUUAGGGUAAGUUGGGGAGCAAACAGGAGGUGAAAAAUGCAGUGUACCCCUGAGCCCAACGUCCACCGAGACAGCUGCACAGGCCAACGGUGUAAUGAGUGUUUUGACAGUGGUUACUCGGGUUUAUUCCACAGUCCACAGAGCAUCGGUGGAUUUGAGUCUUGCAGAUCUUUGGUUUCAGUAGACCUUGGUGACACACCCGAAGAGAAUGUCAGACUUUCUGUCACUCCUCAGGAAAGAAGUAGCAUCAGACCUCGGCACAAAGACGCCAAGGGGAUUCAGCGAUCCUCCACUCUGAGCUGGUGUGAAACUCCCAAAGUUUCCAAGAGCUGUGUCUCACUGCGACAUAGACUUGCUCUGGGCAAUGCUGCUAAACACGUCAAAAGUGACAGCACAAUGUCCCCACGGACCGGAACGACGGAGUCGUCAGUUGGGUCCGACCAUUUGCUCAGUGUGUCCUUUGAUGCUGUAGACAACACGCCACAGGCUUUGGUUUUAAGACCUUUAAAAUUGGCGCAGGAUUUCCCGUUAUGUGGUAGGGAACGUCGUCUGCUCUUCACUCAGGUAAGGACCUCCACUCUUGAGGAUGGUACCCUGAACUUGGGUGACAGCAACAGUUUGGAGAGACGAAUUUCACUCUUGGAUGAUUUCAGUCAACACUUUCAUGCCUCUGAUCAACUUAAUACACAAGCACCGUGUUUAAGCAAAUUCCCGCCGGACUCAACCAAGGAAAACUCUCCAUCCCCAGUCAGCAACCUGACGAGUGACCUUUACGAAACAUCCAAUGUCUUGUGCACGCCGUCAUCCACAUAUACACCAAAAUGUAUCAGGUCUCCGUAUGAAGACAGUGGCUUCAGCUCCCUCGAUAAAUCCCAAGACUCUUCUGUCGACCAUGACGGCUCGUUCCAAGAGUUGCUGCGUUCUACCUCAAAAGGAACCUCCGAAACCCCCAAUCUGAUAGAUGCAAAACGGCGAUCCCGUUUGCAACGACAGCACAGACUUUCCACUCUAAAGGAAGGCGGGUCAUUGUCUGACGAAGACCCAUCGGACAGAAAGCAUCAACAUAUUCAGCGCCACAGCAGCACUUGUAAAGACAAUGAAGUUUUCAUCCGAGAUAGCUCUCGCAGGGUUCUUUCUCUGAAAUGUAGCAACACAACAUCUGAUGGGCUGGCAUCGGCGAAACAAGGUUGUAAAACUCCUCUCAGUGAAACCACAGCCGAACGUGAUGGCACCACACCUUCGAGUAGGACAUCGGUCAAUUCCAAUGUAACCCCCUUCAAGGCAACCAAGCUCUCAUUGACACCUGCUUUACAGCUCAUUCAUAGUUUGUGUGAGCAGAAGGCCCAGAUGUUUGCUGGCCAAAGUCCGAGUCUAAAAGAGGAACUGAGAGCCACGGCAUCUCUUGCUGAGGCAUCAGUCUUGUUCGGGACAAAUAUGCCGUUGGCGGGGCUGAUUGGACGCAAGAUGGGGCUGGGCAAGGUGGACAUAUUAACGGAGCUGAGGAAGAGGAACCUCAGGCACAUCCUGGCUGUCAUAUUCAGCCACCUGUCUGCUGAAUGUGUCCACAGUUGUGGUCUGGUGUCCACAGACUGGAAUGAAAUCAUCCAACAGGACAAGCACGCUCACUUGAAGAGAGAAAUUUACCGCAGUGCAGUAGAAGCUGCUCAAGAGUUUGCUGGCACUGCCCAUGCUGAAACAAGAUUGGCCCUGCUUAAAAGAUCACCCUUCCAAACUGUGCAGGCCCAGUCUCGAAGCUUCACUUACUGCACCCCGCAGUCUGGAAACCGCACUUUAACGCCUUUACAAUACAGUACUUUAUCUUUGGGCAGCAGCAGCAAACGGGACAAGUUCUUGGAGGUUGCCAAAACCCUCUUCAACGACGAAUGCCUCAGACAUUGCCCUCGCUGUCAGCAUCCUGCAAAGUGUCAAGUUGUGAAAGGCGAGGGUGUUUGCACCAGAGCGGAUUGUGCGUUCCAGUUUUGCACAGCAUGCUUGUGUGCUUUCCAUGGGUCCAAAGAAUGUGGACUCCAGUCUGUAGGCCGCCGCAAAAAAGACUCGUUGCUUCCGGGAAGUGCUGAGAGCAAGCGAAACAUUCGAAGACUAUGAACAGACAAGGCAAUAACGUGAAUCCCUCGCCGCUGCACUGAAGUUCUUUUAUAAAUGUAUUUUUACUACUCAUUAGUGAAGGGUAGACUGGAUUAAGCAAAGUCCUAUCUUGCUCAGAGUAUAUGAGCAACUUUUGUGCAAAUGUGAUCUAUUUUUUUUCUCGCUAAUUUUGUAUUUUUAAUCACGAAUCUUCUAAAUUCUUGAAGCACAUACAAUCUGUGAUUGAUGUACUUUUCCAUAUUGGUGAAGUGUGUUUUGAGGCGUCUUAAUUGUUUUCGUACCAUUCUUGUUUUAGAAUAAAUUGCAUUUUAUC